This is a messenger RNA of Perognathus longimembris pacificus (Pacific pocket mouse), 5080 nucleotides long. It is a transcript of the gene Tatdn2, whose product is annotated as TatD DNase domain containing 2. Gene Ontology annotation, molecular function: hydrolase activity, acting on ester bonds. The record is from RefSeq and is a predicted model, not a curated record. Lineage: Eukaryota; Metazoa; Chordata; Mammalia; Rodentia; Heteromyidae. The coding region runs from base 192 to 2669 and encodes 825 amino acids. The transcript has 8 exons.
CGUCCCGGAAGUCGCGCGGCCCCGGAAGUGGCGCCGGGGGGGGGGUGGUCCCGGGAGCACGCCGUGGGUCUUCCGCGAGCGACCGGGGCCGGCGGCGAGCUUCAGACCCUCGGGACCGGUCCGAGGCGCCCGGGCGUCUCCGGAAGGCUGAGCAGUGUGAUGGGCGGCGGAAGGAAGCGGCAGAGGUGCCCAUGGCGUCGGAGCGGCGCCAGGUCCAGGACCACCGGAGCAGCUCUUCGGAAGGGUGUCCCCGCAAGCGCCGCUGCCUCCGGGAGCCCGGUGAUGUGGCCCCCUCCCGCCGGCCGGCCCGCAGCUCCGCGUCGCGCCCGCGCUCUCGGGGCGCCGGCAGCCCCGAGCGCCUGAGAGCCUCGCCCGCCGGCGAUGCGGCCGGCGCGCCCCGCCGGCCCUGGAGCUCCGCGCGCCGCACGAGUUCCUCGUCCUCCGGCUCCUCCCAGUCCUCGGGCCCGGGUGUGGGCGGCGCCGCUUCCCCGGGCGGCCUGAGUCGGAGCCCUCGGGGGUUCCUGUCGGCUUGGGGAGCCCCGCUGCCCGCCAGCCCCUCGCUGGAAGAAAUGGCUUCUCGCGAGGAGGAAGCCUGCAGCCUUAAGAUUGAUUCCAAAGAUAGUUCUCGGAGCUCCAUGAACUCUGAAUUUGCAGCUGAAGCUGAGAGUCAGAAUGAUAGUGUGGCGGACCCAGACAAGAUCCAGAAAAGAAGGCGGGACAGGCUUCGAGACCAAGGGUCCGCAAUGAUCUACCUGAAGGCCAUCCAGGGCAUCCUGGGCAAGUCGAUGCCCAAGAGGAAGGGAGAGGCUGCCACCACUAGGGCAAAGCCAAGCUCUGGAGAGCGUCCCAGCCGAGAAAGACCAGCCAGGAGCGUGGAAGGACCGGCCAGGGCUGUGGAAGCGCCAGCCAGGGGCGUGGAAGGACCGGCCAGGGCUGUGGAAGGACCGGCCAGGGGCAUGGAAGGACCGGCCAGGGCUGUGGAAGGGCCGGCCAGGGCUGUGGAAGGGCCGGCCAGGGCUGUGGAAGGGCCGGCCAGGGGCGUGGAAGGGCCAGCCAGGGGCGUGGAAGGGCCAGCCAGGAGUGCCAAGGUCACUGCUGUUCUUCCAAAAGAGGAGUCCUCUCCAGAGGUGAGGUCGGGAGAGAAGCGUGUGUUUGACAGCGGUGACUCCCCUCACAGAAGUGCGGUUGUAGACCCUGAGGAGGAUCCCAUUGAGGAGCCACUUGGUGACGGAAGGACCAUCAUUGACAAACCCUUGCCACCCCUAGAAUUCUGUGAUGACUCUGACUCUCAUUUAGAUACCCAAAAGCAUAUUGACAGUGAGGUGGGGGAGGAGGUGCUUGAGCAUCCGUCUUCAGGAAGUGACUGGUCCGAUGUGGACGAGCUGAGCACUGUGAGAUUCUCUCAGGAGGAACCCCCUUCGGUCAGAUGCCCCCCAGCAGUUCCAGAGCCUUCCUCCUUCCCCACGGACUAUGUUAUGUACCCUCCUCAUCUGUACAGCAGCCCCUGGUGUGACUACGGCAGCUACUGGACCAGUGGCCCCAAGACGCCUGCAGCUCCUGGCUACCCCUCUGUGGGCAGCAACGGCCACGACGCAGCCCAGGCCGGGAUGAGCCACAGCAGUGUGGGGCACACGGCUCCCCCACGGCCCCCAGGGAGCUCCCCGAGCACGGCCAGGGCCCCACAGGGCACUCACGAGGGCCACUCCCAGAACUCACGUUCACUUCACUUCUCCAGAGGUCCAGAGGACGGGGAGGUGAAGGAGAAAAGGACAUUCCGAGAGGAGACGCCGCCUCGCCCCUGUGGCGGACGACUGGAGUCUACUUCAGAGCCAAGGAGACCCCGGGAGCCGGGCCUCGAAGAGGGCUUCAUUGACACCCACUGCCACCUGGACAUGCUCUACUCCAAGCUGUCCUUCAGAGGGACCUUCUCCAAGUUCCGGAAGACCUACAGCAGCUCCUUCCCCAGGGAGUUCCAGGGCUGCAUCUCCGACUUCUGCGACCCUCGGACGCUGACGGACGGUUUGUGGGAGGAGCUCCUGAAAGAGGACCUGGUGUGGGGGGCCUUUGGCUGCCACCCUCAUUUUGCACGGUACUACAGUGAGAAUCAAGAGAGAAACAUCUUGCAAGCUUUAAGGCACCCCAAGGCGGUGGCUUUUGGGGAAAUGGGUCUGGAUUACUCCUACAAAUGCACCACGCCCGUCCCGGAGCAGCACAAGGUGUUUGAGAGACAGCUGCAGCUGGCAGUGUCUCUGAAGAAGCCCCUGGUCAUCCAUUGCCGAGAAGCCGAUGAAGAUCUGCUGGACAUCAUGAAAAAAUUUGUGCCCUCUGACUACAAAAUCCAUAGGCACUGCUUCACCGGCAGCUACCCCGUCAUCGAGCCGCUGCUGAAGCACUUCCCCAACAUGUCCGUGGGCUUCACGGCCGUCCUCACCUACGCCUCCGCCUGGGAGGCGCGAGACGCCGCCAAGCGCAUCCCGCUGGAGCGCAUCAUCGUGGAGACCGACGCCCCCUACUUCCUGCCCCGCCAGGUGCCCAGGAGUCUUUGCCAAUAUGCCCACCCCGGCCUGGCCUUGCACACGGUUCGGGAGAUUGCCAGGGUGAAGGCGGAGCCGCUGUCGCGCACGCUGGCCACCCUGCGGGAGAACACCAGCCGCCUGUACAGCCUCUGAGCACGCCUCCCCACGCGAGGCCCCGGAGGGCAAGCAGCAGCUGACGGCGCGCGGGCUGGGCCGGAGGCGAGGACGCGGCCGGAGCCUGUGGGACAGCCAGCCGGGAACCCCGCGCCCAGCGGCAGCGUGCCCUGGUGGGUGGGCGUGCAAGCAUGGCCGCGGGGGACACGAGACUCCUGGGAGAGCACCCGGGUUAGCCUGCGGGGUUCAGCAGCCCAGGUCGUCCUUGUGUGACCCAGGGGGAUGAGGAAUUGGUCAGACUGAACCCCUGCUCCCCGCGUGUGAGCGGGCGGUGUGAAUAAAGUCCCGUCCGCUGUGAUGGAGCAUGCGUGACGCGUCUGCCUUGGUUCUCAUGGGCACCCCCUGUGGGGCACUGUGGGGAAGUCCGCUCUGCCCCCGGGGACCCUGCUCACCCCCAGCCCCAUGACUAGGGCUCUUCCUGCACUCGCACAGUUCCCGUGUGUCCCCACUGUUGGUCCUGUUGGCUCCGCUGCCGUCAGUGUGCAGGGGUGCGCAGGGCUCGGGGUCCAUGGGAGACCCAGGACAGGCCGGAGGCUGAGGAAGGCAUUCUGGGGACAAAGUUCCCAGAGAAGGCACCUUUACUCACCGAGGCCCCACCCCCUUCUCAAAUACUAGACUAGAAAGUCCCCGUUCACCCUGUGUCAGCACCCCCGUGGGCCCCACCCAGGUGGGUGCCCGCCCUGCACAGCCGCAGGCCUGCUCCGCCAUGCUGGUUCCCGUGCAGAGAUGAGGGCUUGGGUCCCACAUCUGUUACUGUGCCCCAGGGUGUUGGAGCUCCCUUACCCAUGCCCUGCUUGAGGUGUGUGCACGGCCGUGGGUCACGCUGGUGUUGGGCCCCCUGCAGCCCUGCGCUGGGCGGGCAGUGCGGGCUCUGGAGGGGGCACUGGCAAGGCCGCUGGGCUGGAUGGGGUGGGGCCGGGCGGCUACUGGUCACCUGCAGGGCAGCUCGCCGGUGCCAUCGCCGUGUGUCCCAGCGGCCAUUGCCUUUGGUUUUCUAAAAUGCCAGCGACGAGCACCAUGCCCCUGGCAAACCGGGCUGCUGGCUGGGUUGUGAUGUCAGUGCUGGGGAAGGGGUGUGACCUCUGCUGGCAGACUUGGGGCACAGCCAAAGCUAUGGGUGUGCUUGAUUGCCACCCAGACGGGCCAGAGUGUGGCCCUGUCCUCCCUCCCCCCAGCCGGCUGGCGUGGCAGGGCUUGGCUGCAUGGCACGGUGCCUCCCGCGGGGGACAACACUCGGGGCCUUUGCCUGCUCUGCCCCUAGGGUUCGGCCCUGCUGUGUGCUCCGUUAAGGGGAGCGCCCUGGGCUGCGGGCGGCAGCGCUGUUGGUUUGGGACGGUGACCUGGCUGUCCUUGCUCCGCGUCUGAGGGCCUUGCGUGUCCCCUGCCCCGUGCUCGCUGUGUCUGUGGUUGCUGAGGGUCGCCGGGCCGGGCUGGCACCAGCUGGGGGUCCAGGUGCCAUCCAGUGCCGGAGGAGGGGAGGGAAGCCUGACCGGGCUUUGGGGCCCUGCGAGAACUUUCCAGAGCACUGAUUAAUGCCCCACCCCGCCGGGCUCUGCAGAGGGCACCCUUCAGUUUUUUUCCCCUAAACGUGCUGGUUUUUGUUUUUCUUUUUUGCGGUGCCAGGCCUGGGGCUUGAACUCUGGGCCUGGGUGCUGUCCUUGAGCAUUUUUUGCUCACGGUUAGUGCUCUCCCACUUGAGCCACAGCGACGCUUCGGGCUUUUUUCUUGUAGAUUGGAGAUAUCCCUCAUAGGCUUUCCUGCCUGAGCUGGAUUCGAACCAUGAUCCUUAGCUCUCAGGCUCCUGAGGUCAGGCGUGAGCCACGGGCACUGGCCUGAGCACACUUUGGUCCACACUGGCAGUGGACAGUGCUUGUCUUGGGGUCUCCCUCCUCCAGGCCCCCUCUGUCAUGCCUGCUUUCCACGGGGCAGCAGUGACUCGGGGAGGUGGGAGAGGGGUUUGGGGGCACGCAGUAGUCAUGAGUGGCGGGCCCAGGUGCUGGCCACCCUGCCCACGUGGGCUCCGGCUUCACCCCACUUUCCUAGGAGUGGCGGGCUGGGGAUGGCUGGGAGCCCCCGUGGGGCCCGUGGUGGAGUUGGAGGUCACUCGCUUCCCCUGUCCCGCUCUCUGCGCAGGGGCGGGUCUGGACUGGGCGCCGCCCCUCCUCACCCCCGCGGGUGGAGAGCUGCUCCCAGGCGGCUUUGCGCUCAGGAACUGCGGUGCGCCGGGGCCUCCGCGGUCUCUGCUCCCCCGGGCCCGCACACCUGCCUCGCUGUGCGUGUCUCUUCCGUGACCAUAGGCCAAGAACUGUCUUCUCCCGCCCCACUUUUUAAAAUGGCUUUUAAGCAAAAUGUGACAUUUUCCUCUUGGUGAAAUAAACUCCCACUUUGAA